Molecule: messenger RNA, 1314 nt
Organism: Mugil cephalus (flathead mullet)
Lineage: Eukaryota; Metazoa; Chordata; Actinopteri; Mugiliformes; Mugilidae
Gene: tmem130
Product: transmembrane protein 130
Exons: 8
Coding region: 91-1059 (322 amino acids)
Source: RefSeq, a predicted model, not a curated record
GCAUGUUAUAAAUCCCCUUUCCUCCCCAUGUCCAGCUUUUCAUAUCUUCUUUAGGUCAUUGAGUGAACUCCAGUGAGAGGACCAACAAAUAUGGACAGAAAACUCGUUGCUUGGAUGUCGAUGCUUCUUGUCCCAGUUCUCCUGGUCGCAGCAGAACCUAUAGACCCUUUGACAGAUCUGGAAAAUAUUGCCGGAAAGCUGAUUUUCUAUCAGACGGAUGGAAACGCCACUUACGUGAGGGACACGGGGGAACUGGCCUCAGAUGUUCCUACAGAGACCAUGUUUGAACUCUUUGACCCCCAAAAGAACUUCAGCACGGCAAAGUUCACCUAUACCUGGGACUUAGGGAAUGGGGAAGUGAUCCAAGGGACGGAGCCAGUUGUGCGGUAUCAUUACCCUAAAUCGGGAACCUACACUCUGAGGCUGAGCGUAGGAGCAAAUGUGACCAAAUAUGUGACGCCAAUCGCCGGUGUCUACUCCAUGGCUGUCAAAGUGCUCGAUGCCAUCAAAAGCAUUGAACUGAACGGGCCAUCACAUUACGUGGUGUCUCAGGAAACCAGUUUGUCUUUUCAUGUGGAUGGAAGUCCUCCCAUGUGGGUGUGCUGGCGUUUCCUGCCCAACUGUGUGUCGGACAUGGCCGACGGCUGCACCCUCACCAUGCUGUAUGAAAACACGCUGCGGCUGAACCACACCUUCACCUCCGCCGGCUACCACUGUCUGGACAUCAGUGUCAAGAAUGACAUCAGCAUGCUGCAGACCUCCUUCAGCCUCUAUGCUAGCAGAAACGGUAACAUCCAAUUGCUCUUCAUCCUGUCGUGUGCUGCUGUUCUCGUGGCGACUUUCUGCUUCAUCACAGUCAUCGCCUGUCGCCCUCGACGCCCCACCACAGCACAGAUCGCUUCUUCCAGUAACGCCGUAUUCCUGAAGAGCCUGGACGCUGACGCUCACCCCACAGUUGUUUUCAACACCAACAUCUUGAAGAGAGCAGAGAAAGAGCCGCUCCUCUUGCAGUACGGGACCCAGUACUGCUCCCGACCAUCGCACUGCUCCUCUGUCUGACCUCUGCUCUGUGUGCCAUCGUACACACGGCCUCAUAUGGGCGUUAAGGCACGGUACUACGUUUGCCGUGACAAUAAUGAUGAUGAUGAUCAACACAUGAGUCAGUCUCUGACAUCCAAAAGAACUCAUAUUAAAUUAAUGGUUCAAGUGCAGGUCAUGUUUUAACAAUGAGCGCUAACUGAAGCUUGCUGUGAGCGGAUUGAACCACUCGUUUAUUCAUUUGAUGCUUCCCUGAAAAAUAAAAAUAGAACAGGU